AAUGGCGCUUCUCGACCCUGGCUUGAACAGCGUGACGAUGUAAUCGUCCAGUUCGAGGCUUACAAGAGGAACCGCCGGCAGGAGCAGCAGGAGUUUGAGCAUCAGCUGAACAACUUGAGUUGGAAUGCUAGCUUCGAUGAGCUCAACACAAACAUGAAGGACUUACGGGUGGGGUUGCAGGAGCUACAUAAGAGGCAAGAGCGUCAGCAAAUGGAUCUGAACGCCAUUGAGCCGGCUCCUUUUAAGGAAGAAUCUGAUUCUUAUGAAACAGAAGACAAAGACAUGAAGUCGGCCCCACUGGUAGUUGGCAGCGGGGCCAGCCAGUGUGUUUACCAUGACUGCCAGCGGCGCGUCGAUAAUCAGCUGCUGCUGCUUCACUACCUAUGCGACCACAACCAGGCGGACUCCUACUGCCUGUCGGUGCUGGAGGGUGAGCAGGCGGUGCUUUCCUUCCAGCCGCAGAGUUGCGCCUUUCAGGUCAACAAGGUGCUGGGUCUGCUUGCCUACGGUGGCAGGCUGGAGCAUCAGUUUGCAAGAACCCAGCGCCGGCGGAAGUUCUACAACGCCUUUCUGCCCGAGCAGCACUCGCAUCUGGCGACCCACGUCCCGGUUGUGGUUCUCAUCUGCCAGACAGCUUUGAGGAGCAAGAAAUUCGAGCGAGGUGACCGACGGUGGUUGGAUAACCAGAGGGAUACAGUUUUCGUCAUUUGGCUGGUGACGCCCAGCAACCUACAUCGACUGAACGCCACGCUUAGCCUGUGCGGCAGAGACCCCGCUGUCCGCAUCGCUACUAUAAUAAGUGUUCGGCAGGUUAAUCUGCCAAAUACAACCGGCUUUAUGACCAUAGACUCCAACUACUGGCGGCUGACGUACACCGAAAUGGAGCGGCUCUCAAAUCAAUUCCGCGACGAGCUCCACCUUGAGAUUUCACUCACGGAGCCAAAGGCAUCGAACUAAUGUCCCUAUUUCCAUUCCAUUCCCCCUACUCACACUCGCGUUGUCCUGC
Molecule: messenger RNA, 1006 nt
Organism: Drosophila serrata
Lineage: Eukaryota; Metazoa; Arthropoda; Insecta; Diptera; Drosophilidae
Source: RefSeq, a predicted model, not a curated record